AUGGAGGAAAGGUAUAGUAAAUGGUUGAAUCAAUAUCCCUUUUUGAAUCAGUGGUCUAUAGGGGACUCAGAUAAAGCGUUAACUAAAGAAGAUGUUACUAAUUAUGAACUGACUUUUAUUAGUGAUCCAAAUAAUAUAGCUGAUUAUAAUGAGAACUAUUUUGUAUUUGCCGGUAAAAUUUCAAGAAAUUUAAAAGAACUUAUUAAGUAUUUAAAUAAUGAUUUUAAUAAUAAAUGUAGAAAUUUAAAUAACUGGUUUUACGUUAUAUGGAAAGAGCACGGUCACCAUUUUGAAGACAUAAAGGAUGUACUGAAAUUAAUAGAAAAAUCUGGAAAUAAUGUUUAUAAGCAAAAUCACUGUACCUUUGAUUGGUUAUCAUAUGAAAAUGAGUUUGAGAACAUAAUAAAAUUAUACAAUUUUAAUGAAUAUGCUCCUAUCAUUAAAAAUAAAAUUAAAGACAUAGCAGAAAAAAACUAUAAUGAUUUUUGCGAGUAUGUACAUGGAUGUAUAAGUACAUAUAAUAAAUUUAAUGAGAAUUAUUGUAAGGAUGGCAAGGAUAAAAAUAAUAGCACUCUGUGCAAGGAAUUAGAAUUGUUUAAAGAAAAUUAUGAUUUAUAUGUGUCAUCUUUGGAUGAAUUUUUGGGAAAUUUUCCAUCAAUAGAAUUGACACUGAAUGGCUAUAAAAAAAAAUGUAUACCACCUAAUAAAAUGGGUUAUGGUCGAAGAUCUAAUACUAGUGAAACUAGAAAUGUUCAACAAAAUUCUGAUAAUUUAGGACACAAUAAUGGAGGUACCAACAUUGACACUCGUUUUAAUACAUGUGACUCUGAAACUCAACGUGCUACACAUUAUCACAUUUUUGAUAAAUUUCACAUAUAUAAAAGUAGUGAAGAUGGCUCUCAGAAUAUAUCUGAUAUGAGUGGACUUACUCUUUUUUGCAACGAAAAUAAAACUUCAGUUUCUAACUGGGACAAUAAUGUAAAAAAUAUUUGUAAAAAAUUUAUAUUAUUUUUUAUUAAUUUACGCACCCAUAUGCUUGAAUCUCGUAUAACUGAUUGUAACUAUGUUAAGUUCUUAAAUUUGUGGUUAAACAAAAAAUUAAGAGAAAGUAGUGAAAAUGAACAAUCCAGAAAUAAUUUUUACAACUAUUUAAAUGAAAACACAACAAGAUUUGAUGUAAAUAAUGAAUUAAAGGAUAAAAUAGCUGAUAUUCCUUCCGAUAAAUUCGAAAAAUUGGAUAUACUGUAUGAAUUAUAUGAUAAUUACAAUCAAAUCGUAGGAGAAGAAAUACAUAUAAGUGAAAGGAAACAAAAAUGUUUGGGUUAUGCAAGAAAAUGUGUUGAGAAAUUAAGUGAAGCUAUCAAUAAAUUUGAUGAGGAUAAAAAUAAAGAUUUUUUUGAAGCAUUAAAAGAGUUUAGUUAUAUAUAUUCAUAUGGUAAAUAUAAUACCAAAUCAUGUGUAGAUAUAGAAUUACCACAAUUACCAAAAUUCAAGUCAUCACAAAAGACAACAAAAGAACAACGUGAUCAGGAAACCCUUGAAGCGUGUGAAAAUGAUGGAACCAAACUAGAAAUUAUAGAUCUUCAAAAAAUGGACAAAUAUAGUAAUAUUUUAAAAUCUUUAAAUAUAUAUAAAAAAUAUAAAAAAUUUAAUAAUGUACAAUAUUCAGAUUACAAUAAAUACUGUAAAGACAUUUGUAAUUUGGAGCCUAGUUUCCCUGGUGUGAAAGAUUUAUGUGCGAAGAUUUCAAAGAACUUAGAAGAUAUAGCUUCUUUAACAAAAAAAGAUGAACGAAAUGAUAAUUGUGAAAAUUUUUACUAUUGGUUAUCUGAUUAUAUAUGGAAUAUGUUCGGGAAAAAUUCAGAACACCUUGAAAAUAAAUCUGAAGUUCUUAAAUUUCUUAGCGUAGUUUAUGGGAUUAUAUAUAGAUUAAAUAUUCCAGAGUGUUUAUUCCAUUAUAGCUCCUAUGAUAGAAAAGACAUUAUAAAUGAAAAGAAACAUUUGUAUUAUUAUUUUAAAUAUUAUAACAUAAUUAGAAAUCUUAUUGAUAAUAACAAAGAAGAAACACAAAAAGAAGAUUACUGUCAGUACAUUAAUUACACAAGAGAUCUAUAUGAAAAAUAUAUUUCAAUAUGCUGUUCCUGUUUUUCUGAUUCCAAGGAAUGUUCUGAGUAUUGUAAGGAAUAUUAUAAAUGUGAUAAAAGUUAUUAUCCUGGAGACUUACUUUAUAAAUUAGACUGCAAAUUUGACAUACCAAAAAAAAAUGUAGAUGAAUUAUUUAAACAAGUAACAAUAAAAAAAGACGAUUUAAUUAUGUUUCAAAAAGGGAUAACAAGGCCUUCGAUUCAACCAGCACAGAAUGAUCCUUUUUACAAUAUUGUCGUAUUUGCCUUUAGUUUACUCGGAAUUUUUUUCAUGUUUUUCAUAUUUUAUAAAUUUACCCCAUUUGGGUCUUGGCUACACAAAAGAAAAUUAAAGAAAAAAAACAUUAGCUAUGACAUUCGUGAAGAAUACAUGAAGGAAAUAAAAAAUAAAGGAGGAAAAAAUGCCAAUUUAAAAUCAAAAAAUAGAAGAAUGCAAAUAGCGUAUCAGAAUAAUUAA
Plasmodium gonderi is the source of this 2601-nucleotide messenger RNA. Its product is annotated as variable surface protein. Bases 1 to 2601 code for a protein of 866 amino acids. The transcript is spliced from 5 exons. NCBI's taxonomy places the organism in Eukaryota, Apicomplexa, Aconoidasida, Haemosporida, Plasmodiidae. The record is from RefSeq and is a predicted model, not a curated record.